AGUGCCGACAGCUGCUUCUUUAGUGGAGGUGACACCCCCUUUCUUUUGUUGUUUUGAAACUUGGAAUUUACGCUCAUUCUUCAUAAUUGAGGUAUCGAUGGAGGUGAAGUAAAAUAGUAGGGGAAGCAUAAGCAAAUAGAAGCACUUGGCACACACGAGAAGUUGUAGGCCUAGGCGUGAUGUGUAUAACUAUUUUUGGCUCGUAGACUUCUACACCUAAGAAUUUCGCCGUUGUUUACUAGCUACCACCGUCUUGCUUUUUCUAGCAGUAGGACGAAGAGAGAAGUACUUUCGAGUAUUAAUACGGUAUUAAAUAACAGUAUACUAGAAGUUGUUGAUAAAAAUAGCUAAACGUAAAGAACCUAAAGCGAAACGCACACCAGAAAAAAAAUGUCCUUCACGUUCACGUCGAACGGCGCCAAAGGCCCCGACGCAUCCCACGGUUUACCCGGUGCUGAUGGUUGCAGCGGUUCCGUUCUCGUUUUCAAACAUGGUGAGAAUGGCCACCGUGGCGGCGAUGCGGGACCCGCCUUUGCUGGUAUGCCUGCCACUGGUGUGGUCGUUUGGCUUUCGUCAGGUCUCGACGCCAGCGAUCCCCAGAAUAGUAUCGUGCGAGUUCAGGGUGCGUGUGCAGCAGGCAAAGUAGACGAAACCAUUGCUGCGGAAAGCUUGGAUCAGGUUCACUGUGAGGCGAUUGGAGGACCGGGAGGACAUGGAGGGUAGACACCCUGCUCUACAACUUUAAAUUUGCAUUUUGUUUAUUCACACUUUUAGAUUAAUAACCUGAUGUCGACGACAACUUUGUAAUAAAAUCAAGUCCCACGACGACAACUACUCCUCCUUGUUAUUCGCUACUUUCUUCCUCAACAACUACAGCAUUGGUGGUCCCGGAGGUCGUGGUGGACUGGGUGCUCCAGGUGCGCCAGCCACGAGGUAUACCCCUGGUAGCAACGGAGGAGAUGGCGGUGACGGAGGUGACGGCGGCUUCGGUUCCCACGGUGCGCCAGGUGGUUCCGGAGGUGUAGUCCAAAUCAAGAUGAACGAACAGGAUGCCUAUUUGAUUAUGUCCGUCGAUCAAGCAAGAAAUCCGGACUUUCUUGUCACAGGUGGCGCAGGUGGUGCGCCAGGAAGGCACGGAUCCGGAGGUAUUCGAAAACUGAAAAUAACCGAGUUAGUGACUGAAAUAAGGGAGGUAGCUUUGACAGGGCUACUCUUCCUUGUUCAGUAUCUCGCUUUUUUUCAGUAGUUACUCGCUUAUUUUAGUUUUUCGAAUACUUGGCUUCUAUUUUCCUUUCCUUUUCCUUGCUGCAGCUGCAUGAUGUUGUUUUUGAAAGAACACUACGGUUUUUUUUACGUCAACACUUUCUACUUGUACUUCUAACUACUUGUUCAACAACAUCUUCACCAUCUAUCUUACAACCUUAUCGCCGCGAAUUGGAAUCUCUAUCCUACUUACUCAGGGCCCGGCGGUUCCGGAGGUCUGGGCGGUUCACCUCACUUCUGGACCACAACUCGGUACGAGUACUACACAGACAGUAACGGAAACCGAAAUUCGCACCCAGUCACUGAGAGUCAUAGCAUGCCUGGGGGGAUGCCGGGUUUGAGCGGACGAAGAGGUAUGACCCCGAUCACUCCUUUGGCCGGCGGUGGCCAAGGUGCACCAGGUACCUUCCAGAUGGUGAUCUGCAGUGCAGUCAACGGACAGGAGAUGGCUUUUGAAUCCAGGUACCAUUUGGAAGCCAACGAUUUCCAGAUCAAGGAAUUUGGGCACCUGAACACCAAUAGCGGAGAAACCUUGCCAGAUGGCGUUUUCGAGUUCGGACAGUGCUGCUACAUCGAUGGCAUUUCGGUCAAAAAUGUGGGUGGCAUGCCAACGCCAUCUAUGCAGAGGCAGAUGAUCCGGUUGAUGCCAGGAAGGUGGGUCAAUCCUGGAGGGGAUGAGACCGGCACCCAAGACGCAGUGUACACAAUCCGAGGGAUGGCGAUCGACCAAAACACUGCAGUCGCUGUAGAUGGUCAAUUGCGUUAUCAGAUUGGUAUGAUCGAGCUUGGGGCUUUGGACAAUGUGGACUUUGAUCCGCCUGUGCUGAAGGAGAGCGUGAAAUUGAACGCUCUGCAGCUCGGAAUCGAAACAGAAGGGUAUCACGGUCCAAAUACGAAGUAUCAGAAGGAAUUCGACAACUUCCAAGACGGGGACAUCCAAGUGAUGAAAGUGCAGUUUCCAGCACAAAACAUUCAAGGUUUUUUAGGCUUAAACAGUUUGGCUGCUGGCGAGAGUACGGUAGUGCAGUUUCCGAUCAAAAAUAUCUCAACUUUGCCAAUGGGCCACAUGCUGGGAGGACGUAACGUCGGAGUCCGAGUCUUCAUGGCGGGAGGGACCAGCUUGAACACGGAUAACAUCGAAUUCGCUUUCGCUGGUUACAAGUUGCCCAAAGUAACCGAUCAGAAUGGCAAUCUGAUCGAAAACCCCAAGGAGAAAGAGAAUGUUUACAACCCAGACUUUUUCGGAGCCCAAGCAAGAGGAGUGACCAAAAGUGGAGAAAUUCUUCUCGACUUGAGUCCUGGCGCCACACAAGGCCAGCCCCACGUUAGCGGCGGCAUGGAUCCCACGCCUAUUGAAAGCGGCGUCUUCUUCGCAGUGCCGAUGUUGCCGGAAUCCAGUCUAAGCACCCUGAAAAUGCGCGUCCGAUUGAACAAAAACGUCCCUGCUUACGCCUACGGUGAACUCAGAGCGUUUUUGUACCUAGAGGACUUGUACGCGAAACAGUGGAGACUGAUCCAAAAGAGGAUGAUGGAUAUCCGCUGUGAGCCCACUUUCAUGCCUUCAGAGUAUACACAGGCGAUUCUCGUGACCAGCUCCAGCACCACCCAAGGAGAAUUCGAUGCUUGGAUGAACCUGUUGGCAAGCGAAUUCGGUCUGAUCACCAGUGUCUACUCCGUCUCUCGGUAUGGCGCGUUUUCUCCAGCGGAGACGGUCUUGCUGGAAGACCAUGAUGCUGCUGCUGCAAUGAACAACCAGAUGAAUACGGGACAAGAGGGGCAUCUUCAAGAGCAGCAAUUGAUAGAGAAACGAAUUGCGGAUUUUUUGCCUGGAACACUGGUAGUGGUCUUAGACCGAGAGUUUCAGGUGGAUCGUGGGGUCAAUGCUGCUCCGAGUGAGCUGGCGUUGCAAGGAUGGGCAACAAGAUGCUAUAGAGGAAAUGCAAAGAAAAAAUUGGGUGGCGCAUCGAGUCAGGCCAUUCAAGUUUCCGGUCCUUCGUACUUGAUCGUCUCGGACAAGCCAAAUCAAAAGGCGUUCCAAGAUAGACCCAGUUUGACUGGGGUGAAGCACAAAGUUUGCUCAAGUCUCGGGUCUAUGGACGCGGCGAAGCGUUGCAGGACUUACCCUAGUGUGGAAGCCUACAAGGAGUCUCAGCGUGGCAUCUUUAGGCGUGGAGACACCGUGCGCCUCGGAAACCGAGGAGGCCAGCCAGCUUUUGGCAUAGUCCAACGCUUUUUGAGAUUGCAAGGUGGCGCCGCUUCGUACGGCGCGACCUCCGGCGGAGGCAAGAAGCUAGCCCAAAACAACACCGCGAUUGGUGGCGAAGCAGUCUACCUAGUUGCGGACAUCGAUCCAAAUACCGCGAAUCCGAGAUCUGGUCCUAUGAAUGUCGUCGCGGACGCUUACGGCAAUCAAGGACAGCAGAUGCAGAACAAGGCGAACACUAACGAAGGCAAACUAAUGGAGAUUCCGGCUUCGCAAAUGCAGCACUAUAGUUUCCCGUCAGUCAGUGCUCACUGGACGGACGAAUCUCUGGACCCGAUGGCCGAGUACGAAGCUAUUCAGGUUGAAAUGAAGCAGAGCUGUUGUGCUGGCAAUGCACAACCAUCUUUCCACGAGAGAAACUCAGCUUUGUUGAAGAAAGCCAAGGAAUUGGAGGAUUACUUGUACGACACAUGGUCGAACUUGUCUUACACAAUUGUGGCUGUAGAUGCAGCGGUCGUGAAUGCAGGUCCUACGCGGGAUUUGCGCUACGACCCCCACACGCAUAGACCGCAACUCCAGGAAGCUGGAAGUGCUUGCUGCGGAACCAACUGGUUUAUCGGCGAAUUGCGAGUUUUCUCCAUGCGAAAGCCACUUGACGGCAAGCUGAUGCGGCCUCGCGUCUACCACAUGGUCCCAGACAGCGGCAACGCAGCCAUUGGUGGCGCCGAACACCGACAAGUCGAACAGCAAAGACAGAAGCGCCAAGGCUGGGACAAGAUGUCCAUGCAAUACGGUGUAGCCAAAGCUCUAGAACCAGCGUUGCAACUGUUUAUCAUGGCGCAGAAGCCCCACAUGGCUGUGGUUUUGCUGGAAGCGAUCGUUUCAAACUUUGCUCAGGAGAUGUUCGAGUGCGUCGACUCUACCGAAGAAAAAACCCGUGAUGAAACACUCCGUUGUAUGCCUACGCUGAAACAAGUUUUGGGACUCAAAACAUUCUUGAACAUCGCCGCUGCAACUUCUGCUGCACAGCAAGCUGAUGGAACAAACCAUGGCGGGGUUACAUCAAGAAUGAGUAGCAAUGCAGGCCCACCGACUAUGGAUCCCCAACUUCGAAAAUUGGUCGCAGACAUGGUGUCGCAGAUGGUCGCUCUGACGCGGGCUCCAGGCUGUCAUCGUUGGUGGCAAUGCUGUUCUAAGUUUAGAGUGCGUGCGAAAGUGAUUAGACAAAUCUUGGAAGACGAAGUCUGCAAAGCUUUGGGAAUUCGAGUUGACAAAGCGGUAGUGGAAAGAACCCACAAGCAGAUCAAGGAAUGCUUGGGAGACAAGGGAACAAGCAGGGCAGGAGUUUUGGGAAGGUAUUUUUUGCAACCACGCACUGCGUUCGGUUAUUUCGGAUAUUGCUCACUCCUACUGUCACUUAGGCUUUAUCUUAGAGUUGUACUCAAAGGUUGACGUGCUUCUGCUUAACGCUUCACAUUCCUGUUUCACGUACCACCACCUCGCAAAAAUUCUUGUCAUUUUCUAUCCGUAUCCGUCCAUACAUCUUCCAAAUCCAUCGACCCUCAGGUAUUCCGCCCGCGGUUUUGUCCGAUAUGUCGUUCCAUCCCAGGGUAAGAUGGCGCAGCAACAGUUGAAGGCUAACGUUUCACUUGUGCAGGAGCUCUACGAUCAAGUGCAAGCUGACAAGGAAUUACCGCAACAUGUCGUCCCAGGACAGGUCUACGAAAACAUUUGCAUUCAUGCAGCGAAAGCAGUGCAGGUACUUUAAUUCCUGUAUCUUCAUUUUGUCACCAAGGUUCGCAUCAUCUUCACCAUUUUUCCUAUUCAGGUUAUAAGGUUUACUAUGCAUAAUGUUACCUCAAGCAGUGCAUACUGUCACUCCCUCCCCCACAAGAUCAUGUUCAUGAACAUCAACACCUCACCAGAUCGCGCAUUCCAAGCGUGAACGCGUUCGGCAAAAGCGCGCACUCUACGCGUCCAACAGCGGUUCCUCGGAUCAGAUGGAUCAUGGUUCGGCGCCCGUGUGGGAGAACUUCGAACCGCAGUUCGUGGAAAACCUGGCGAUGCCUGCUAUGGCGUUUGAGCAACAGGCCUUCAACCAUGGUGGCUUCCAGCCACCGACUGCGCCACUGGCAGCACCAAGUGGCUGGGACCACCAGGCUGCUGAGAGUAGUGGCACUCAACAAUGAGCAGCACAAAGUGGCUGGGACCAGGCUGCUGAGAGUAGUGGCACUCAACAGUGAGAUCGUCCAGUAGCAGGAGGAUGAAAAGCAAGCGGUCUUUCUUGGGAAGAUGAAUGUGAAUGGUGUGAAGUGGCCUUAGGCAGACUGCCGAAUAGAUUCACAUCAUCAUGAAAGGUGUGAAUGUAGUGUCGCCAUAGAAGCAGAGGCACACCCUGAUAUUUAACGAUAAUACAGACAUUAUUAACACAGAUAACCUUGAAGAUAAUCAUAAUUAGUGAUACACAAAUUGAUGAUAUUGAUGAUUUGACUCAUUUGCCAUUGGAUUGUCCAAUGUGGUGCGUUUUUACAUUACGUAUAUCAAGUCCAAUCAUGGUGGUGGAUGUUUUAGAAUGGAGUUGUUUGCUUCUAUCUUAGAAGUAGACAACGGAUUUGUGGAUGAUCAUAUACAAGUACUACAUGAUGUACGAGUUCAAGGGGAGCAAAGUUUUCCUUUUCUUGAAGACUAAAAACUAAACAAGUCCAUGAAACUCGUACAACACGUUUAAACUUGACCAAGUUAUUGGAGCUGACCACAAAGACGAUAGAAAUGGCACUCAGAAGACGCUAUCAGAAUCAGAAAAACGCGAAGUUGUAAUAAACAGUCGAAGGUGGACAUCAAAAGCGUUUCGUUAAUGUUGAGGAGUAACAUCUAUUGAACUUGAAGGAGCUACAAAGUUUGUAGUACAAACCUAAACAAAAAAUCGACAUCCAAAAUUUGUACUCUUCUACCUUUAAAAGGCCAGCGGUC
This is a messenger RNA of Amoebophrya sp. A25, 6436 nucleotides long. Lineage: Eukaryota; Dinophyceae; Syndiniales; Amoebophryaceae. The record is from the annotation of a GenBank genome assembly.